AUGACUCCUCUUGGUCGCGUACUACUAGCCCUCGCGGUGCCCAGGGCAGUUCUGUCCGCAAGCUCGAUCGAGGUCGAUACAAGCUCCCUCUUACAAGAGAUCCAUGGUUUCGGUUUUUCUCAAGCCUUUGGGCGCGCCAGCGAGUUCGAGGCUGCCAGCGCUGAUCUUCAACAGCAGGCCCUGGACCUCCUCUUCAGUACAGAAACAGGGGCUGGGUUCAGCAUAAUCCGGAACAACAUCCCAUCUAGUGUUGAUAGCACCAUUGAGCCAGAGAGCCCUGGUUCGCCGUCAGCUACACCCAAUUACACAUGGAGCGGCGAUGAUGCCGGACAGGUAUGGUUUACCAAGCAGGCUGUGUCAUAUGGCGUGUCAACCAUCUAUGCGAAUGCUUGGAGCGCACCGGGGUUUAUGAAAACCAGUGGUGAUGAGGCGGCGCCUGGCUACCUUUGUGGAACGACCGGUCACAAUUGUACUUCCGGAGACUGGAGGCAGGCUUACGCGAAUUACCUUGUCCAGUAUGUCAAGUACUACGUGUCCGAAGGGCUACCCAUUACCCACUUAGGCUUCCUCAACGAGCCUGACUACGAGACUAGCUAUUCCCAAAUGCAGAUCAGCUCAGACGCAGCGGAAGCCAUCUCAUUCAUUCCAACUCUAUACCAAACCGUCCAAGACGCUGAUCUAGACCUGAACAUCACAUGCUGCGAUGCCAUCGGCUGGGACGGCCAGGAAACCUACACGACUGCCCUCAAUGCCGCCGGUAUGGACGAGUAUCUCAGCACAAUCACAUCCCACAUGUACACCAGCGACGCCACCUCUGCUAUAGACACAAGCCUGCCAACCUGGCUCACCGAAGCCGGCGUAGAAACCAGCGACGCGCCCUUCACCACGACAUGGCACGACUCUGGCGCACCCAACGAGGGCAUGGUCUGGGCUAGCAAGCUCGCCACAGGAUUCAUCGACGCGAAACUCUCGGCUUACCUCUUCUGGGAGGGCUUUGAGAUUGACGAGAGACAGUCGGCUAGCCACCUGGUUGAUGUGGGUUCUAGCGGUGCCGCCGAGGGCUCGGGGAUCUUCUAUGCCUUUUCCAUGUGGUCGCGCUUUAUCCGGCCUGGGGCUCAUCGGGUAGAGACCAGCGGAUCAGUGGACGAUGUUGCAACGGCAGCGUUUGUUAAUACUGACGGCUCGGUUGUCGUAGUGCUGACGAACAGUGGUGAUGUGACGCAGACUGUGCAGAUCGGGGUGUCGGUGGACUUUACGGCCGCGGACGCUUGGGUUACGGACAACGACCGUCAGAUUGCAGAGACGAAUGUUACGGUCAGUGGUGGCAGUGUUGGGCUUGAUGUUCCGGCGCAGGGCGUUGUUACUGUGAAGCUUGCCUAG
Aspergillus versicolor CBS 583.65 is the source of this 1380-nucleotide messenger RNA. RefSeq lists its product as uncharacterized. The coding region runs from base 1 to 1380 and encodes 459 amino acids. NCBI's taxonomy places the organism in Eukaryota, Fungi, Ascomycota, Eurotiomycetes, Eurotiales, Aspergillaceae. Gene Ontology annotation, molecular function: glucosylceramidase activity. The transcript has 3 exons. The record is from RefSeq and is a predicted model, not a curated record. Gene Ontology annotation, biological process: sphingolipid metabolic process.